This is a messenger RNA of Moneuplotes crassus, 3225 nucleotides long. NCBI's taxonomy places the organism in Eukaryota, Ciliophora, Spirotrichea, Euplotida, Euplotidae. The record is from the annotation of a GenBank genome assembly.
GAUAAGAAUGGAUCCUCUGGAAGAAUUUAAUAGUUCGGAUGAGAAAGAUGAGAAUUUCUUGUCAAGUGACUUUAAAAGUCAAAGGAAGAGAAGAAUGAGUAGGAGGAAUAAUUUCUUUGAGCCAGGAACGAAAUUUGGAAAUCAAAAAAAUUAUCGUAAAUCUAGCCUCUUUGCAGAUUCUCCUGUAGUUAAGAGUGCAAGGAAAUUGAUCAGGAGUCAGACUAAACUUCGUAAUUAUGAUAAGAAAAUGUCGGAGAUGUCAUUUGAUAAUGAUAGAUUAGAGAUUGUAUCAAACACUAAUUCUAACCCAAACACCAAUAGGGAGAAAAAUGAUGAUGAACAUCUGAUCCCUACUAAAAGGAAAUGCUCAUUGUUCAUGUUACAGAACAGAAGUAAGAAGAGAAUCCGGUGGGAUCUCUUCAUCAUGUUACUUGCAACAUGGAAUUGAUUCUCAGUUCCUUAUAACGUUGCAUUUGACUCGACUGUUUUUCCAGGAAUUCUGUCUGACAUCCUAAAUUGGUUUAUUGACAUAUUUUUCAUGCUGGAUAUCUUGAUGAACUUUAGAACAACUAUAAAUGAUGAUGAGACAGGAGGAGAGAUCUCUGACCCAUUCAAGAUUGCUUUUAACUAUCUGAAGGGCAAAUUUUGGAUAGACCUUCUAGCUUCUAUUCCAUUUGACUUUUUCUCAGUUUUAUUUAUAAGCUCGAGUAAUAAUUUCAUUCUACAGCUGUUUGGGCUCCUAAAACUGGUAAGAAUAUUGAGACUAUCAAGACUGAUCACAUACAUGAAUCUCCAAGAUGAUGUCAAAAUGUCCUUGAAGUUGGGAAAGCUGAUCUUCUUUUUAAUUAUGUAUAUUCACUGUAUUGGAUGAUUGUGGUUCUUUAUUGCCAAACAAAAUGAAACUUGGAUGCCUCCUUUAGAUUAUGUAUGGGUUGAGACACAUAUUUAUACAGAAAAUGCUUUUCAUCAAUACUGAAACUCUUUGUACCACGCAAUGCUGAUGCUGGGAGGAAAUGAUAUUGGGCCAAGAGGGAGCUUCCAGCUUGCAUUCAUAACAUCUUUACUCUUUGCUGGUGCGAUCAUUAAUGCUAACAUUUUUGGUAACAUUGCUGUUCUAUUACAACAGUUAAAUAGAAAAGCAACCAAGUUUCAGGAAAAGGUUGAAAAUGCUAAUGCUGCUAUGAAGAAUCUCUCAAUUCCUUCUAAAAUACAAUUUGAGGUGCAGAGAUAUCUUGAUUAUACACAAAGCACUAGUGAUCAUCAGCAAGAGCUUAAGAAUUUUCUUGGACUGAUCCCUCCAAGCCUGAGUGAGCUAGUAGUUAAGCAUAUAUCUGAGCAAGCUUUGAAUAAAAACGAAGUGUUCCAGAAUAACUCGAAUAUAUUAGAUUCUAUUUUGACAGAACUAGUACCUUGUCAGUAUACACCUGAAGAUGCGAUAGUUCGUCAAGGGGAGAAGGCCGAAAAUAUCUAUUUCCUUUGUAAAGGAGAAUGAGAUGUACUUGUCACUGAUCAAUCACUCAAAGAGUCAUUCGUCAAAGAGCUACAUCAAGGGGCUUAUUUUGGAGAAAUAGCGUUAUUGAAAUAACUGUAGAAGGACCGCAACUGUUAAAUCUAAGAACUUUACUACCCUAGUUUCCUUAGAUAGUCAAUCAUUUCUGGAAAUGGUCAGUGUCAAUCCUGAUAUCGCCGAAUCAAUGAACAAGCAUAUCAAAGUUUCGUACAAGGAUCGGUGGAAAAAGUUCAUCAAAAGAGCUCUGUGAAGUAUAGAAUACUUCAGUGGGCCAACAUCCGAUGAAAUUAUAGAAGCCUUGGCAUAUAAACUGGAAAUUUUGAACAUUAAUAAAGAUACCACAAUAUUUCAGAAUGGAAAACCAUGCACUGAAAUAUACAUUGUUGCUCAUGGAGAGGUGAAUAUUUAUAUAAAAUAACAGCCAGGUCAAGGACUCCUACCUAGAUAUGGUCUAUCAGGGAUGCUCUAUUGGGUCCUACAGUGUGCUCACUGGGGACGACUACUCUAUUACUGGGAAAGCUAAAACAGAUUGCACACUACUAAAGUUGACCUACAAUACUCUUGAAGAGCUAAGGAACAAAUUUGACGAAUUAGACUAUAUCUUAUCUGAAUUUGAAGACUACAUUGAGGCAGAAGGAUUACCGUUCUGAGACUUUAAACUCUACAGAGCUGGAUUUAUGAAAAUGAAGCCACUCAAAAAGUUUCAGAUUGGAAUCAGGAGAAUUAUUCAAAUAGUGAAAUCACACAAAACACAUAACAUCACAAGGAUGUUUAACAAGAUUCAGGAUGACAACAAGAAGGCAAGAGAGGAUAAGAAUAAGACCAAAAAGGCUAUUGUUCUCAGGAAAGCUUCUGUCAAUCCCAUGGCUGCUGCUAAAAUGGCAGACAGUGAAAGAAAAGAUCCUAAAUACAGCUUUUUAAGCUCCAAAAUAGAUAAAUUAACCAGAAUUGUUGAAAAACAACAUGAGAUAAUACAAGAUCUCAGGAAUGAUAUUAGAGAAAAAUUCGGUUUAGAAAAAUUGAAGACAGAAUAUGCUAAUGAUGUUGGAAAAUCAUCUCAUGAUUUUAGUUCAGAGUAUUCGGAUGAUUCUACUUUUAAUUAAGAAAUUUAUCAGGAACAAGUCUAAAUAAUGAUAACCCAGAACGGAGUCUUUCCCAGUUUUCACAUAAAAAUAAAUUCAAGAAAAAGAAAUCUGAAGUUGAUAACUCAAAGAACUUUCCUGAGAUAAAGAUAGAGAAUAUUUCUAAAUAGGACUGUUUCACAGGCACUUCCUAUGGCUAAAAAAUUACCAAAAGAGAUUAGGCUAAACAAGAACAUUAACCAAGUAAUCCUUGACCCUCCAAAGAAGGUGCAAUUUGGCAGCAGCAAUACUAUUAAAUAGCAGUCUCGAAAUUAAUAAAGUUGAGGAAUAUAUUGAGAAUGAUGAUAAGUUGCUAAAAGGAUCUCAGACAUUCACAGACAAGUCUCAAUGAAUCGAUAAAGACCAGAACCAAAACCAAACUGGAGAGAACCUUAACAACACUGAAAUGGAGAUGGAAAAUCUACUUAUAGACGAUGAGGUGGAACUGCCGGACAACAUGAAACGACUGACAACUGAUGAGAUUAAUGAUAUUUUAUAACCCAAAAUCUAAAAUGCCCAACAAUCUUAGGCAGCCCUCUAGUACCUACUAGUUUGGCAUAAUAAUUUUAUCUGUUUUAAAACCUAUGAACCAAA